Messenger RNA from Acanthoscelides obtectus, 852 nucleotides. Lineage: Eukaryota; Metazoa; Arthropoda; Insecta; Coleoptera; Chrysomelidae. The record is from the annotation of a GenBank genome assembly.
AUGGAUAAGAACGUGGUACUAGAGAUAGAGCUAUUUCCUCAUAGAAUGAAGACAGCUGAAUUUGCAAAAUAUGGGCACCUCAUCUUGCCACUGGAGUUGAGAACAGUUCUAAGCAAAGUCUCGCGCUUUUGCAGAAAUAUGCCUGCAGAAAUGCGGGUUAAAUAUACAAAAGAUCAGCUAUCUCGAGCUCUUGAAGCCAUAAAUAAUGGAAUGUCUGUCUAUAAAGCAUCUAAAACUUUUAACGUGCCGAAAACAACUCUUAGAGAUAAACGUGAUGGAAAGUACAAAAUUGAAAAGUGUGGAGUUCAGCCGGUUCUUUCUAGAGACGAAGAAAGAACAAUUGUUGAAUGGAUUGUCCAUCUAGCAGCUCUAGGUUUUCCAGUCACGAAGUCACAGUUACUAGAAAGUGUUUCAAACCUGGUGAAAAAUUUACAACGUCCAAAUCCAUUUAAGGAUGGUAAGCCUGGAAACCAUUGGUUUCAAAAGUUUAUGGACCGUCAUCCUGAAAUUUCCAAACGUGUAUCGCAAAACAUAACUACAAGUAGAAGUGCAGUUGCUGAAUUGGCUAUUAAAAACUGGUUCAGAAAAGUCGAAGAAUAUUUUAGAAGCCAAAAUAUUAUGGAUAUUCUUGAGGAUGGCUCCAGAGUUUUUAACUGUGAUGAGUCUGCUUUCUUUUUGUGUCCAAAAGAAAAGCAAGUUCUCGUUAGAAGAGGAACCAAGCUUGUUUAUAACCGGGUAGCAAACGACGAAAAAGAAUGUCUAACUGUUCUUGCAAAUGUGUCUGCUGAUGGCUCACCAGCUCCUCCUAUGGUAAUAUUCCCCUACAAAAGAUUACCAAAAUUUAUACCGUAG